Molecule: messenger RNA, 954 nt
Organism: Polychytrium aggregatum
Lineage: Eukaryota; Fungi; Chytridiomycota; Chytridiomycetes; Polychytriales
Exons: 2
Coding region: 1-954 (317 amino acids)
Molecular function (GO): peptidyl-prolyl cis-trans isomerase activity; protein binding
Source: RefSeq, a predicted model, not a curated record
AUGAGAAUUGGCGAACGGGCACGCUUCCUCUGCAUGCCCGAUCAGAUCGAGGGCUUUGCUCAACUCGAGACCGUCCUGCGCCAGGAAAAAAAGGCCAAGGAGACCGGUGUCCCGAGGGUCGCCCAUGGCUGCUGUGCGCACUCGUCGCCAGACCACCUUGAAGAAAACCAGGAUCUGGCCCACAUCUACGAAUCCCCGCUGGAGCUGGACAUCACCCUGGUUGCCGUCCAUCCGCCCGGAUCGUUUCUCAAGGAGCCCUGGGAGAUGAAUGCGGCCGAGAAGUGGGCCGAGGUCCCGGUCCGAAAGAGCGAAGGCAAUGCCGAGUAUGGCCGCGGCAAUUAUGAAGAGGCCUGCGCAAAGUAUACCCGAGCACUGGUGCUGCUCGAGAGCCUGGACCAGAGCAGCCCCAUCCAGGAUCAACGGCGCGACCGCGACCAGAAGAAAGCCGAGCAGGAGCGCCGACAGCACAUCGCCAAAGAGGAGGACAGAAGACGAGCCCGGCUCGGGCUCCCCUCGGCUGCCGAGACCACGUCCGAUGCAACGGCCUCAUCGGCGGAUACGACUCUCGCUGGCGGUGAGGGUGUUGUGGAUCUGGACGAGCUUACAUCGCUGAUGCAGACAUGCCGGCUGAACUAUGCCGCAUGCAAACUGAAGCUGCGAGAUUGGAAUACGGUCAUCAUCCAGUGCUCCGAAGUACUCAAGCACGACCCCAAGUGCGUCAAGGCGCUGUUCCGACGGUCCCAAGCCUAUGCCGAGAUCGGCCGCGAUCUGGAUCUGGCCGAGAAGGACAUUGGCCGACUCCGAGAAAUCAUUCAAGCCCACGUUGCCGAUGGCACUGCGGCUCGCGACGGCCCCGAGGAGCAAGAGCUGCGCCGGAUGGCAAGAUUCGUCCAGGCCAAGGUUGACCGCUAUGCCGAGCGCGAGAAGAAGAUGUUUUCGAACAUGUUCUCCUGA